GGUAGACUGGGUAGUCAUGUUUGUUUUCUACUAAAUGUCCCUCUUUGAUGAGGCUCUCAACCAGUUAGUGGAGUUACUGCCUAAACUUGGUUCAGAGAAGAGGUGCCGUCGAGGUCACCACCAUAACAGACGCAACAGCUCAAGCAGCAUAUUCAGUCGUGUUUACAACAGGUGGAGACACCCUGAGACUGAUGCUGACAUCACUGAACCAUCAGCUGCAAUCUCCCUAUUACCUGUUGCUGCUGCAGUGGCUCAUGCGAGCUGCCAAACACUAGACUCCAGACCUGCACAUGAGCAACUUCUCCUAACCUACAUUAACAAGAGAACUGCUACCUCUUCUUCACCUCCGCGCUCUAAGGAAUGUCUUGUGAUGUCUCUACGGGACUCUGACAGUGGCACUGACGAAGACUUUGUAACUCCACUGCAGAGCCUACACGCCUCUCGUCACGUCCUCUCGCCCAUCUCGCGCUCCACUUCGCUGUACCUGUCAGCGAGCGACAUCCCAGUCCUGGAGACUUGUGCGUCUGCAGGCUGCAGCUCGCCCAUGUCUGCUGCCGACCGCGCCACUAGCCCAUGCAUGUCUGCAGACCACAUCACCGACAUGGACGACCUGCAGCUCAUGGACCAUCAGACCCACCCUACCCCGGACAUUGAAGAUACCCACGAACUCACUGCGCCGCGGCUUAACGGACCGAACCAUUCGUUCACUCUGCGCGACGGCAUGCGCAGCAUCGACUACGUGUUGGUGUGGCAGGAGACGAGCGAAGACCUGCCCCAUGACGAUGAUGACGAGCAGCUGACGGCGCAGCAGCUGCAGAAGAGGCUGCACAAGAAGGAAAUGAUUGACAUGCACGCCAAGAGACGACUCAUAUUCGAGGGCAACCUCGUCGAGGAGGGCAUCGUGCUAGAGGAGGACCGUGUCAAUGAUGUCCCGCUCAGAUUUGUGAAGAUUCACGUCCCCAUGGAAGUGUGUUGUCGAUAUGCCGAGAUCCUCAAGCUCAGGAUGCCCAUGAAGGAGAAGCUGGACCCGUACUUCAUGAAACAGCGAUUUGUCCUUCAUUUCCCCGGGCUGCCGGCGCUGGAGAUCUCGACCCCCGCGGUGCUACAGGACGUGAGUGACGUCAUCAGCCGCAUGUUCAACUUCGUACUCAAUGACCCCGCGCACUUCCCGCCCAUGGACAGACACUUUACUGCCGUCUACAGCAGAGACAGGGAGUACUUGUUUAACGUAAACGACGAGUUCUUCAGCGCCGCGAUCCGCGCCCGCAUUCUGGACUUCAUUUUGCGGCGCAAGCGCUUCGGUGCGGACGACGAAGGCGACGACUUCGCGUUCGGCAUCGAGAAGUUAUUGAGUGACGGCACCUACGUGGCUGCAUACCCCAUACAUGAGGGAGACUUCCAGUCUGGCCAAAACUCGCGCGCGAUCCUCUAUAAGCACUGGGCCUCCAUCAGGAACUUCUACAAGUACCAGCCUCUGGAUCACAUCCGGCGCUACUUCGGGGUGAAGAUCGCGCUGUACUUCGCCUGGCUGGGCUUCUACACAUACAUGCUCAUCCCGGCCUCCAUCGUGGGCUUCCUUUGCUUCUUGUACGCCGCCUCUACCAUCAACCUUCAUCAGCCCAGCAACGACAUAUGCAACCAGGAGCUAGCACGUCACAUAGAGAUGUGUCCUCUGUGCGACAAGUUCUGCGGCUACUGGAACCUCAACGACACCUGCUUCCAUGCCAAGUUCACAUACCUCGUCGACAACCCGGCCACAGUCUUCUUUGCUGUCUUCAUGUCCUUCUGGGCCGCUUUGUUCCUGGAGAUGUGGAAGCGCUACUCAGCCGAGAUCAGCCAUCGCUGGGACUUGACGGGCUUCGACAUCCAAGAGGAACAUCCGCGGCCGCAGUACCUCGCACGGCUCGCGCACAUCAAAAAGAAGACCGUCAACAUCGUCACCAAGACCAUCGAACCUCGCCCUCCCUUCUGGCGCAUGCGCGUCCCUGGCGUGCUCCUCAGCGCAUCGUCUGUACUGCUCCUGGUUAUGAUGGCGUUCGUUGCUGUGGUGGCCGUCAUCUUGUACCGCAUGUCGAUGCUGGCAGCGCUCAGUAUCCACGGUGAGACCGUCAUCACCUCGUACGCCAUCAUCUUCACCUCCACCACUGCUGCCGUCAUCAACUUGAUAUGCAUCAUGAUUUUCAACCAGGUAUACGCCCGCAUGGCUGAAUCCCUCACGGAGAUGGAGCUGCAGCGCACCCAGACCGAGUUCGACGACUCCCUCACUCUCAAGAUUUACCUUCUGCAGUUCAUCAAUUACUAUGCAUCCAUUUUUUACAUAGCUUUCAUCAAAGGCAAGAUGGUCGGAUAUCCCGGCAAUUACAAUAGAUUCUUUGGGUCACGUCAAGAGGAAUGUUCGCCUGGUGGGUGCCUCCUUGAACUGUCAGUGCAGCUCGCCAUCAUAAUGGUCGGCAAGCAGGCCAUGAACACCGUCGUCGAGAUGAUCCUGCCCAAGAUGUGGCAGUGGUAUAAAAUGCUUACUGUACCUCAGCAUCAAAGAGACACUCAUACCAGCUGGCCUCAAUGGGCUAAAGACUUCAAACUAAUCGACUUUGAUCCCCGUGGUCUCUUCCCUGAAUAUCUCGAAAUGGUCCUCCAGUAUGGCUUUGUCACUAUCUUCGUGUCAUCGUUUCCUUUGGCACCUCUAUUUGCGUUCGUCAACAAUGUGUUGGAAGUUCGUCUUGAUGCCAAAAAGUUGCUUACAAACUACAGGCGUCCAGUGCCUCAAAGAGUUAAAGAUAUCGGCGUUUGGUUUCGAAUAUUGGAUUCAAUCGGCAAGUUUGCUGUGAUCACCAAUGCUUUCAUUAUAGCAUUCACAUCCAACUUUAUUCCUGAACUUGUGUACAUGCAUGUAGUGUCUACUGACAACUCUUUAAAAGGAUUCCUAAACCACAGUUUAUCUGUGUUUGAAGUGAAUGAUUAUCCUCCUCAGUACAAACCUCCUUACGAUCCAGCAGAAAACGUGACGAUCUGUCGGUAUCCUGAUUACCGCAACCCGCCAGGCAGCGAGCGAGAAUACAAGUACGCGCCGAUAUUUUGGCACAUUCUUGCGGCCCGUUUCGCCUUCGUUGUUGUCUUCGAGAACGUUGUUUGUGUCGUGAUACUCUUGGUGAAGUGGCUCAUCCCUGAUAUGCCGUUCCGCCUUAAGGAACAAAUACGUCGUGAAGCAUACAUGACCAACGAACUGAUCGUUGAACAAGAGCUGCAGAUGGCACGCGAGGCUGCCACGCUGGCACAGACACCACAAGACGGUGACUCAAAUAAGCAUAUGCAAAGACUGCAGCGUCAGAGCUCUGCGCCUGCAUUGUCGGUCAGAGAGCGCAAGCCGGCUAACAGCACCAGAACUAAUCAUGAUUACUUAAGAGAAGAAUUCUUCGAAUCUGAGUCUCCAGAUAAAGCUUUAAAAAAUCCUUAGAUACGUUAUACGUAAUCAGAAACCAAAAAAUAUCCCGUAGCUAGACAUGUCUAUCUUGUUGAAUAAUUUGUGUUAUUUGAGUGAUAUGUAUGAUUUCUUAGUCUGGAAUUUCCUAAUUACUUGUAAGUAGUUUGUACAGAACAUAGCGUUUAUACAAGGUGAAUCUGUAUAUUAAACUGUGUCAGAACAAAGUUAAUCAUGUUACGUUGGAUGAUGUGUGGGAGACCAAGUAAUCAUGCUAACUGUGCCGUUACUUUGGUUUAAUUAGUUUUGUUCGCCUGCCUGCUCAAAAGGUUAACUAUUAAACAUUGUUAUCGUUCUUUCUAACACGCCAUUGUGAAACCAUGCCUUCAUCAUCAGGCUUGUAAAUUAUCUUUCAGAAGAGUGGAACUGAGUUUAUUCCUAUUCUCUGUCCAGCGCUCAGGCUCUAAGAUAGCAACAUUUACCAAUUACCAGGUAAAAUGCCAGAUAUAAGUUUACUCCCGAAUUUUUUUCUGUUUCUUUUUACUGUUGAACGUGAAGUUUGAAUCGUAGAGUUAUUAUUAUAUUAAUUAUUAUUAUAGGUAUUAAUUAUCUCUUCUCAAAGAUACCUCGCAAUGACGCGAGUGAAGCCUCUUUUAUAGACGUGCUCUGACGUCUUGCCUGCCCGCUUUGUCCUGCUUUUAUAAAGCACUAUAUAUUAAAACUUAUUACUUUUACAUUUGCAAUGGAUCAAUGUUCCUUUGCUUUGAUCAUUAUUCAAGUGCCACGUAUGAAUCUCUUCAAAACUUGUGAUCGAUUUGCUUCAUUAUGAAAAUAAGAAUCUCGUUAGUGAAUACCUUGUUUGAUGUUCUCUUUAAUGAGUAUUAUAUAAGAAUCUCGAGAGUUUAUCUAUGUUCAAUGUAUGAAUGUUUUUUAAUUAUGAAAGCCGCUAACCAUAUCGUUAAUUUGUUCACUAUUUAACACGCUUCUGUAGUUCUAAAGAUACCUUCUUCAAUCUUGAUGUUUUUUAGUUUAUAAGCAUUUGCGCAAGCAUGUGAACAUUAAUUUCUAUGCUCAAAAUGUACAUUAAACAUUAUUAUCGUGUUAAAAACUCUUAUUUUGUGGCCACGUUGGACCGAUGUAAUUUUUAGGUCAAGUAUUUAUUUUAGGUUUUUGAUUAGUUUUCUAUGUUUUUUAUUAGCGUUCUCGGGCCACGAAUGCUUCUUGGCCGAACGGCCAAUGAUGAAACUGAAAUCAGCAUCUGGUACUGUUGAGUUACUGAAUUUGUUCAGUAGAGUAAAAGAAAUUUUCUCCUGCAAGUCAACCUUGCCGCAUGAUGCUCAUCAUUUGUUUAAUACCUCGUUUUUCUUUUUAUCCUGCUAGAUUAUUAAAUUUUAUUGUCAUCUUUCCGAUUCGCAAGUUGCUCAUUCCUAAGCUAAUGAUAUUGACUUGAUGUUUCGAUGUGAUUUUUGUGUUGCUUUGUGAAGUUUCCUGAACACAUUCAUGUAAUGCUCGAUAUUUUAAUUGAUUCUCUCGUGUUGCUUUUCAGAUUUUAUUGGU
Hyalella azteca is the source of this 4975-nucleotide messenger RNA. RefSeq names its product anoctamin-1-like (gene subdued). Bases 35 to 3454 code for a protein of 1139 amino acids. Gene Ontology annotation, molecular function: chloride channel activity; protein dimerization activity. Gene Ontology annotation, biological process: chloride transmembrane transport. The record is from RefSeq and is a predicted model, not a curated record. Gene Ontology annotation, cellular component: plasma membrane. Lineage: Eukaryota; Metazoa; Arthropoda; Malacostraca; Amphipoda; Hyalellidae. The transcript has 15 exons.